Messenger RNA from Aspergillus fischeri NRRL 181, 1719 nucleotides. RefSeq names its product putative MFS drug transporter. The transcript has 7 exons. Bases 1 to 1719 code for a protein of 572 amino acids. The record is from RefSeq and is a predicted model, not a curated record. Gene Ontology annotation, molecular function: transmembrane transporter activity. Lineage: Eukaryota; Fungi; Ascomycota; Eurotiomycetes; Eurotiales; Aspergillaceae. Gene Ontology annotation, biological process: transmembrane transport.
AUGCCAGACACGCUGAUCAGUCAACGACAGGAGUCAAGCCCCCCGAGCUCCUCUGGAACAGUCGUAGAGGUGACAGAAGGUACAGAGACUAAGACAGCAGGGCAACAUGUCUUCAACGAGCAGACAAACUAUGUUCCUAGGAGUACCAUCAUCACGAUCUUCCUCGCAUGCUCGACAGUCGACCUCGUCGCCUUGAUGGACCAGACGACCCUCGCGGCCAGUUUGUCCAUCGUCGGCAACGCCCUGAACGCCAGCGACCAGACGUCCUGGAUCUCCGGCGCCUAUUUUGUUACAUCCACCUGCUUCCAACUGCUCUAUGGCCGCCUCUCCGACAUCUGGUCCCGCAAAUACGUCCUCUUCACCGGCCUCGCCAUCUUCUUCUUCGGCUCGCUGGCGGCCUCCCUCGCCCAAACAGCCACCCAGCUCAUCAUCUUCCGCGCCUUCACCGGCAUCGGCGGCGGCGGCCUCAUGACCGUCGCCCAGAUGAUCGUCAGCGACGUGGUCCCGCUGCGCGAAAGGGGUAAAUACCAGGGUAUUCUCGGCGCGGUGGUCGCGAUCGCGAACGGCAUCGGGCCCGUGAUCGGAGGCGCGCUCGCAUCCGCAUCGAUCGAGAAGGAGUCGUGGCGGUGGAUCUUCCGGCUCAAUCUCCCACUCACGGUGCUCACGACGCUGUGCGUGUUCUUCUUCAUGCCCCUGCGCAAGGUCACGGGCGCGUGGAAGGUGAAGCUGGCGGCGGUGGAUUUCGUCGGCGCGGCGCUGGCACUCGGCGGGACGGCCGUGCUGCUGCUGGGCCUGAACUGGGGCGGAGGGGAGUAUGCCUGGGACUCGGCGCAUGUGAUUGCUACCCUUGUCGUGGGCGUGGCCGUCUGCGUGGCGUUCGUGCUCUGGCAGUGGAAGGGGGCCGCGUUCCCGCUUGUCCCGAUGCAUAUCUUCCGCUCGCGGAUCGUCAACGGCGCGUGUCUGACCAUGUUUGUCAAUGGGUGGAAUUUCCUGGUGCAGGUGUACUAUAUCCCGACCUUCUACCAGCUGGUCUUUGGGUAUUCAACCGUCAAGGCCGGCGCCAUGUUGCUGCCCAUCACGCUGUUGCAGACCGCCAGUAGUACCGCCUCCGGGCUCGUCGUCCACUGGAUAGGCCGGUACAGGGAAUGCAUCCUCUUCGGCUGGAUGAUCUGGGCCGUCGGACUAGGUCUCUUCUCGACGCUGGACCAGUCAUCUGGUCUGGGGAAGCAGAUCGGCUAUGGGAUAUUGACUGGUGUGGGUGUGGGCAACACCCUGCAGCCCGCCCUGAUCGCAAUCCAAGCCGGCGUCGACCGCCGCGACAUGGCCGUCGUAACCUCGUUCCGAAACUUCGUCAGAAACCUAGGCGGCACACUCGGCCUAGCCGUCGCCGGAACAAUCAUAAACAACAUCCUCUCCUCCUCGAUCUCGAGUCUCGGAUUAACGGCUUCGGAAACAAGAUCCUUCCUGUCCAGUCCGCAGAAUUAUCUCUCUGGUCUGUCGGCGGACGAAGCAGAGCGCGUGCGUGCCUUGGUCAUCCCGGCGUAUAAGCGUGGCUUCAGGAUCAUUUUCGUGAUCGGGGGCGCAUUGGCGGCAUUUGCGUUCUGUUUGGCGUUUGCGCUGAUGCCGCAGGUUGAGUUGAACAGAGCCGAUGAUGCGAAAUUGAAGGAGGAGGCGAAGAGGAGGGUGGCCGGUGCGGAUGAUGAGAAGAACACUUGCUAG